UGCCGAAUACCAGAUAAUUUCCUUAUAUAUAGUUGUCACAUGUCGUUUAUUGGUAUUCAAGCCGAACAAUAUCUGUAGAUUUUUUUGUCACCGUGAUUUAAGUACAUCAAAGUCCGAGUCCAGUUGUGCGCAGUGUUACAUUUAUUUUUUCCAACUCUAUAUAACAAGAUGAAUUAAAAAGCCCUCGUCUUCAGCACCGAGACCUUUUUGUCCUAAACGGCGAACCAUCUACACUCUGAAUAACUGUAUUGCAGAGGUUGAACAUGGUUGGCUCAUGAAAACGGAAGUUGUAGCUUCUACCGCAAGACAUGCACGUCUAACAGCCAAUAGUAGCUGAAGAAAAAUAUGCUUGCGCCAACACUUCCUAUGACGUCUUAAAAGGUAGUGAUGGUAUUGUUAUAACGUUAAAUUGUUAGAAUUUGAAGAAUUAUUUAUACGUCGUUUCUUAACAAGCAUCCGUCCCUUGGACGCGUUUGUGUGGGGUAAAAUACGGAGGGUUAGGGUUUGUUGUCGUUGCCUGAACAUUCAGCCCUGUCAAAAUGGCGGACAAACAGGAUGAAAGCAACACGAGAAAUGGAGCGGCGGACGGAGGAGGCCAGAGUGGGACCGAACUGCAGCAGCCGGGCGAUGCGAAACUGGCGUUUGCAAAGAACAUUGUGCUGUCGCCCGUUCUGUCGGAGAAGAAGGACGGGGGAGACGCUCACUUCGUGGAACUCGCCGCACAUACUGCGGUGGAAACUUCUGGCAUUCUGGAGUACUGGAGUUCUACGAAAGAGGGCACGGAGCUGCUGGAGAAGGACUACCAGAUCGUCACCAACGACAAGCUGAUUCUGGGGCGAAACGUUUUAACGUCGUUUGCGGAGUCGGCCGCCAUUGAGGCGGGCACUGCCGAGUUCGCCGCGGUGUCCGCCGAGUUCGUGAACGCCGUCCCAUCGGAGACCACCACCAUUAUAUACGUUCAGCCCGAUGGCAGUUUCGUAGAAGGCACCGGUUUAACAGCGGAGGAGCAGCAGCAGCUCGUGGAGCAUUUGUCGAAGCAGCAGCUGGAAGCUCCGCAAAGCGAGGCCGACGCCGGGGUGUCGGAACCGGCGCAGCAGCAGCAGCAGCAGGGGGCAGCGCCGGCCCGUCCCGGGCACAGCGGACCACUGGCCCCCAGCGAGCUGCAGCAGGUGAUCCAGCAGGUGACGAGCAGAUCGCAGAAGACGUCGACGUCACUGCUCGUACACGCGGAGCAGAAUGUGGCGGCUCAGCGGCAGGACCCGGGGACGGCUGUGUGCGAGCAGCCGGCCGGUCGCUUUCCGCUGGAAGCAGCGGGUCCGCUGUGCGCGGCGGGGUCCCAGGGCCAGCCGGGGAGCGUGUCGGUGCAGUCGGUGCAGCCUCAGCAGCCGCAGCCCCUGACCAUCAUGCAGAACGCCUCCCAGCAGCUCCAGAACGCCGCGAAGCAGGUGGCCCUGCAGCAGCAGAGUCAGUCUCAGAACGGGACCCGCCUAAAAAAGCUGGAAACUAUUCAAAUUCAAGUCCAGAUGCCCCAAGCGCAGGAAGUGAAGGAGCGGCCAAUAGCCCCCUUGACCGUGUUCCAACAGAAAAAUGUAUCUGUGAACCAGCUACCUAACAGAGUGAAUGUCUCUACUGGUGUAAAUGUCACCUGUCCUCAGAUUAUCCACAUUGCACCAGUGGUUGGGGAACACCAAUAUCUCCUACAUAAUGCUGGAGAUCCACCAAUCCAACUGCUAGUUCAGAGACCUGAACCCAUCAUGGGUAACUUUAUUCCUGUGCUCCAAAAGAUACCUCUGCAGAACCCUAUCAAUGGAAAUGCUGUAAAAUCUACCACGACAAGUUCCUCCAAUGUUACUUUGACAUCUACUGUAGAGAAGAAGGACAGGCAAAAGGAGAAGAAACAUUCUAAAAGGCCUCAGAAAAUCAAGACCCGGUCUGGUCGGGUGUCUAGGCCUCCAAAGUAUAAGGUCAAGGACUACAAGUUCAUUAAGAGAGAAGAUCUAGCGGAUGGCCAUCAGUCUGACUCAGAUGACUAUUCUGAGAUAAGUAUGGAGGAGGAGGAAGGUGAAGAAACAAACAGCAACAUUGCUACAAUGAACUUAAACCUUAACCCUAAAGCAUUCAAGUGUGAGACGUGUGAUAAAGCCUAUAUCGGAAACGGAGGCUUGUCUAGACACUAUAGACUAAAUCCCUCACACAAAGUGGUACCUUCCAUUCAAGGCAAUGUAGCAGUACAGCUGGAACAGCAGGGCACAGUCUCUGAGACAGGUUCUGCAAUGCUCCCACUAGGAAACUCAGACACUCGGGUGACACCUGGGCAAGCAGCAGUAGAAAAAGUGUUUGUGUGUACUACACAAAUUCAGAGUUCACCAGAAGCGGUUUCCACAACAGAUUCAACUGCUGGCUUGGCACAGCAAGAUGAACAAAAGGUCGAACCUUUACAUGUUGAAGGAACACAUCUUGGAUCUGAGCAGAGAGAGUCCUGUGGACCUGGUCGACCCAAGGGUCCUGGUAGACCUGGCCGACCUAAAAUUGGUGCGCGUGCUGGAAGGAGAGGAAGACCUGGCCGUCCUCCAAAACACUGUGGAGGUACAAGCAUGGACCAGCAGAACCAGCGGAAAAAGGCUCUUCUCAAAGAGGUAAUGGAGAAGUGCAGUAAUGAAGAAUUAAUAGAGAUGGUUCUCCCUCGCCUGGCAAAGGUGAUGACUGUCUGGGAGUUCCUACUUAUGAAGGUGGACAAGGGGUGUUCCUCUACACCUCAGUUUUCAGAUGUUUACCAGGAGUUUGAGCAGUUACACAGUCAGGUGAAGAAGAUGGCGCAGAGUCACUACAGCAUGCCAGGACCACACACUCCCCUUGAGGUUAAUGAUCCUCAGGUGUCCUUGAGCCUUGGCAUCAAGGAUUCAGUGAUUAUUCCCAAGCUCCUCUGCUCUGAUCCAGGGAAUCAAAAAACAGAAGAUGUUAGCAAAGAAAUCAGUCCACCAUCUAAAAAGGCGCACCAUUCAGAGGAGUUCAAGACUUUGCCACCAGCUAAAAGGUUUAAACUGGAGAAUACUUCUGUGGAAAGCAAUGGUGUGUACCUUGACCAGAUUGUGACGGAAAAGGUUGCCGAAAAUGGACAUUCCCUGUCUGAGGCUCCCAGAAAAGAUAUGGAGUUUGUACCACGUGGGCAUCAGCAAGCACUCUUGGAGUCAAAGAGCCAUUUAUCCAUAAUAGACCUCCAACCAUCCUCAAAGACACAAACACACACGGAGGCUGUGGCCCUCAAGUCUCAAGUUGUUUUCAGCAGUAUCGAAACCAAUUUUACUCCAGUGGACUUGGUAGAGGAACAUCUGCCCAGCGAAGAGUCUGCAAACGCAGAAGACAUACAUAAAUUGGUAAUAGAUGGAGUCCCUCAAAUCUGUUCAGAAGUAUCGGAAAAAUCUGAAACUGCCACAGAGAUGGAGACAUCAAAUGUUUUGAAUGAUUCCGACAUUGCAGAUCAGAUGAAUCAACUUGAACAGGUGUUAAAUACAGAUGUUGUACCACUGGAUCAUUCAUACAGGACCAGUGUUCAGGAACCUCAGCCACCUACGGAAACUGUUAAUGGCCUUGAGCAGGAACGCAGCUUGGAAAGCACCAUCUCCUUAGGAGGCACAGUGGAAUUCCAAGUGGGGGAGGAAAGCCAGAAGAAUGAUUUUGACCAGGUCUUUUUCCAUACAGAGGAUGGGCUUAUCGUGCACCAUACAGGAGAAAGCCUUGCAGCUGACCCUAUUGUCAUUGUCACAAACCCUAAUGGCACAAUGCACAUCCGUGCCCCCGAGGGAGUAGCCAUGGAGACGGUACAAGCACUACUGGGCAUUGAAACAGAAGGCCACACCGAGGGCAUUCUCGUCUCUGAGACUCCUCACUGACACCUUGCACACGUAGCUGCACUUCAGACAUUUUUAUAAAUAAGAAUUGUUUGUAAAUUUGUAUACAUUAUUUUUGAAAUGGCAUAAAAUAUAGAACUGUGAUGUUAUGGAGCACUGUAUUGAUCUGUUUUUCAAUUUCAGUUUAAAA
This is a messenger RNA of Scleropages formosus (Asian bonytongue), 4038 nucleotides long. RefSeq names its product zinc finger protein 839 (gene znf839). The record is from RefSeq and is a predicted model, not a curated record. The transcript is spliced from 8 exons. NCBI's taxonomy places the organism in Eukaryota, Metazoa, Chordata, Actinopteri, Osteoglossiformes, Osteoglossidae. Bases 540 to 3890 code for a protein of 1116 amino acids.